Raphanus sativus (radish) is the source of this 654-nucleotide messenger RNA. RefSeq lists its product as uncharacterized. NCBI's taxonomy places the organism in Eukaryota, Viridiplantae, Streptophyta, Magnoliopsida, Brassicales, Brassicaceae. The record is from RefSeq and is a predicted model, not a curated record. Bases 166 to 561 code for a protein of 131 amino acids. The transcript has a single exon.
UUUUUUGAUUAAUAGUAAAAGACAAAGACGAUGACAUUUUCUCACAAAGCGUAGAAUCAAAGCAAAGCCAAUUGGAAAAAAAUCUAUAAUCCCACUAAUGUUUUGUUUUACAUAUAUAUAAACCAACAGCGUAAAACAUAUUUUGGCUGUAAAACACAAGAGAGGAUGAAGAGAAGAGAGAUUAACGAUGAAAACAGAGGCAUUUGUUGCCGGUUGAUAAGGUACGUGGUGGUUAAACUCAUGUCGGGUCAAAAGGAAGAUAAGUCUACCAAGAAGAAACUGAUCAAGAAGGGAUCAAAUUCUGAUAUCACAAUUCACUUCAAGGAAAGAGAAGAUAACGCUGCUAAUGCCAUCAACACUAGCUCUAGAUCAGAGAGAGAGAGGGUGAUCAUGCUGUUCAAUGGUACUGACGUGAAGAGCGUACCGAGUGAAGCUAGCUUUGUCGCUAAGCCUGAAGAUGUGAGGAAAAGAUCACAACCGAAGCCAGUUUCGAUUGAUAUUGAUAAGAAAUCAGAUGCUUUUAUCCAGAGUAGACUCGAGAUGAUGAGAAAAAGGCUAUAGCCUCUCCUUAGAACCAGAGAUACACUACUGGUGCUAUUCAUAUUACUAAUAUGUUGUUGUUAUCCAUAAAAUUCAUUUUUAAAGUUUUACAAA